Lotus japonicus is the source of this 755-nucleotide messenger RNA. RefSeq lists its product as uncharacterized. The transcript is spliced from 3 exons. The coding region runs from base 261 to 551 and encodes 96 amino acids. The record is from RefSeq and is a predicted model, not a curated record. NCBI's taxonomy places the organism in Eukaryota, Viridiplantae, Streptophyta, Magnoliopsida, Fabales, Fabaceae.
AUCACACGAAGCCACUGAUGAGUGGGCACUGACACCGAUGAAAGAAGAAGCACUUUCCCUUCGCAGCUUUCCUUGGAUCUGAACAAUUCCUCAAGUCGGUUCCCGAAUAUUAUUGCGGCGUUCAAACUCACACACACUGUUCUGUUAUAUACUCUGUCACACACAUCACUCUGCUCCAAACUCUCUUGUUUCUUUCACCAAAAUCCACUCAAUUUCUGCACAGAUUCGCAAAUUCCACUCAUACCCAUUUCCUCCAAAACAUGGUCAUGAUGGGUCGCUCAUGUUUUCUCGUGUUUCUUCUUGUUUCAUCUCUGCUCUUUCUCUCUUUUGGCCAUGGUUUCGGGAGGGUGGCACUGAUGGAGAAGAAGAGUCUUGAGCAUAGACAUUCUAGUACUGAAAUUGAGGAACAUGAAAGUGAUAUGAGGAUAAUGUUGGAAAUCAUGGAUUAUCCAGAUCCAGAGCCAAAUCCCAAAAAUGGGCAUAAUUUCAGCCCUCCAUCACCAACUCCUGCUUCUCCUCCACAUGCUCAUGAGCAAGAAGAGCAAGAUUAGGCUUCUAAUUACUUUUUAGAAUCUUUCUGAUCAAUCGGUUUUGUAUAUUGUGGGGUUUGUAAGCCUUAAUUCGAAAUUCAUAGAGUUAGGAUUAUGUUAAUUGUAUUUUAUUGCUGCUAGUUUGUUUCCUGUGGUUUAUCUUGUGCUUUCAGAAUGCAAUGUUUAAAUUAACAUUGAGAAAUAAAGUGUCUGAUCUAUUUGCAA